UCAGUGUGAUCUUUGACAGUGAAAGUUGUUUUUGCGGCUUUUCCUCGCUUUUUCACGCAUUUUCGCUGCUUUUACGGGUUUUCUAAGCAUUUUUUCUACACAAAUCCAAGAUGACCAGCCUUAAGCUCGUGUCCUCCAAUCGCAUCUUCGGCGGUGACCAGCGCGUGUACUCGCACGAGUCCAAGGAGUUGUCUUGUGAGAUGAAAUUCGCGGUUUUCCUGCCGCCUCAGGCGCAGGACGCCGAGGCGAAACUUCCGGUGCUCUUCUGGCUCAGCGGAUUGACGUGCACAGAGGCGAACUUCGUGCAGAAAGCCGGCGGUCAGCGGACAGCCGCCGAGUUGGGUGUCAUCAUUGUCUGUCCAGACACUUCGCCGAGGAACGUGAAUCUGCCUGGUGAGGAGGAUUCCUGGGAUUUCGGCUCCGGCGCGGGUUUCUACGUGGACGCCAGCGAGGAGCCGUGGAAGAAGCACUACAGGAUGUUCAGCUACGUGACCAGGGAGCUGCUGGAGCUGGUGGAGGCCAACUUCCCGUGCGAUCUGGAGCGCAAGGGCGUCUUUGGACACUCAAUGGGCGGUCAUGGUGCGCUCGUGUGCGCGCUGAAGAAUCCCGGCCUGUUCCGGAGCGUCUCCACCUUCGCCGCCAUCGCGAAUCCCAUCAACUGUCCGUGGGGACAGAAGGCGUUCACCGGCUAUCUGGGCGCCAAUCGCGAGUCCUGGAAGAGCUGGGACGCGACGGAGCUGGUGAAGACGUACAACGGGCCGCCGCUGGAGGUGUUCCUGGACCAGGGCGACGCCGAUCAGUUCCUGAAGGAGCAGCAGCUGCUGCCGGACAACCUGGCCGGCGCCUGUCGCGCGGCCAACUUCCCAUUCAUCCUGCGGACGCGCGAAGGCUACGAUCACAGCUACUUCUACAUCGCGUCCUUCGUGGAGGAGCACAUCCGGUACCACUUCGAGAAGCUCCAGUGAAGGACCAUCAAAUGAUGUGCAUGUGAAUUGUGCAAAUAUACAAUUUCUCUGGCAAUUUAAACUUGCUCUGC
Messenger RNA from Phlebotomus argentipes, 1036 nucleotides. Its product is annotated as S-formylglutathione hydrolase. The transcript has 2 exons. Gene Ontology annotation, cellular component: cytosol. Gene Ontology annotation, molecular function: S-formylglutathione hydrolase activity. Lineage: Eukaryota; Metazoa; Arthropoda; Insecta; Diptera; Psychodidae. Gene Ontology annotation, biological process: formaldehyde catabolic process. The coding region runs from base 111 to 965 and encodes 284 amino acids. The record is from RefSeq and is a predicted model, not a curated record.